AUGACCAUAGGCGCUUUAGAAAAUAAUAAGGCUCGGCAGGAACCAGGUGAAUUCUCACCACGAUCUUGGCAAGGUCCUGCCGGCUUGGGACUCAUUUUAGAAGUACAAAUUUCAUCUUCAAACUAUUCAGACGUACCUACCCCAUAUUGUAAACAUUUGAUUGUUGAACAAAAAUAUUACAAAAUGAAAAAUGAGAUAUCUCCAUUUUCGGACAUGAAAUCCUUAUACAAAGUUAUUAGAAAAGCGGCUAGAGUUUGCGGAGCUGAUGUAUUUGUUCCCAGUUAUAGAAUUAAUAUCAUAACAGUUUUUAUGUGGCUUUCAAUCGCUACGUUUUUUAUAUUUGCCUUUUAUACAAUAUGCAUAAAAUUUCACGAAGAUUGGAAAAUUAUCUUUGAAACUCUAUGUUUAGCUGGGGGAGCUUUACAGGGAACUGCAAAGUUUUUUACAGUAUUCAUGAAACAAAAACAAAUACGUCAAUUAAAAGAUAAAAUUUAUGAGGUUUAUGAAUACUACGAAACUAAUAAUGUAAAUUUCCGAAUGAUUUUACAGGAGUCAAUGAAACGUAUUAAAUAUACUAUAAUUUUUAAUAAUGUAGCCUGGCUGGUUGCUGGUAUAUACGCUGUUUGCAUUCCUGUAUAUUAUAAAAUUUUUAAAAAUGAACAAAUACUUUUGAUACAAUUUUUAAUACCCAAAAUCGAUCCCAGUACUGAUUUUGGUUAUGCAGCUUUGUAUGCAAUUCAAUCUACUUGUAUAUUUUUUGGUCUUUUUGGAAAUAUGGCUGGAGAUACGUACUUUAUAUUAAACGUUUUAAUAAUUUUGGACAAAAAGGUUAAGAAUAUAGUUUUUCGUGAUAUAAUCAAAUGGACUCAAGAAACUUUUGAUUUUAGUGAACAAUUCAUUAGUAUUACUUUUGUUAUGGUAAGUAUGGAGGUGUUCUUUUGUGGAGUUAGCGCAAUUUUUAGUGUAUAUAUAAUAAUGACUGGGAAUUGGCCAGCUGCAUAUCCAUAUUUUGUACUUAAUUUCAUUGCACUUUAUAUAUAUUGCUUUUUGGGAACUGCAGUUGAUAAUGCGGCUGACAAGUGUAUUGAUAUUAUUUAUGACAUGGAAUGGUAUAAUUUAGAUUUGAAAUCUCGAAAAAUGAUUUUACUGGUGCUAAUGAAAGCUCAAAAGAAAACCGCUUUUACAGUUGGCGGGGUGGCACCAUUAUCUGUUAACACAGCUUUACAAGUAACAAAAACAAUUUAUAGCUUUUUUAUGAUGUUAAUGAAUUUUGUUGAAUAA
Molecule: messenger RNA, 1281 nt
Organism: Condylostylus longicornis
Lineage: Eukaryota; Metazoa; Arthropoda; Insecta; Diptera; Dolichopodidae
Product: odorant receptor 67d-like
Exons: 7
Coding region: 1-1281 (426 amino acids)
Biological process (GO): sensory perception of smell; detection of chemical stimulus involved in sensory perception of smell
Cellular component (GO): plasma membrane
Molecular function (GO): olfactory receptor activity; odorant binding
Source: RefSeq, a predicted model, not a curated record